Messenger RNA from Bubalus bubalis (water buffalo), 4941 nucleotides. RefSeq names its product dishevelled segment polarity protein 3 (gene DVL3). Gene Ontology annotation, biological process: canonical Wnt signaling pathway; intracellular signal transduction. Gene Ontology annotation, cellular component: cytosol. The transcript is spliced from 15 exons. Lineage: Eukaryota; Metazoa; Chordata; Mammalia; Artiodactyla; Bovidae. Gene Ontology annotation, molecular function: frizzled binding. The record is from RefSeq and is a predicted model, not a curated record. Bases 241 to 2421 code for a protein of 726 amino acids.
CGGAAGAGUCGCCGUAGCCAGCCGAGCCGGGAGAGUGGGGAGCGGAAGCGGCGGCCGCGACCGCGGCAGGCGGCGCUGGGACCCGGGAGCGGCCGGAGAACAAGGGAGCUGGCGCCGCGGCCGGCCGCGGAGCUGGGCUGAGCCGCUGGGCCGCGCCGAGCGCCGCUGCCGCCGCCCGAGAGGCCCGGCCCGGCCUCCCGAGCAGGCAGCGCGCGGGCCGCCGGGCCCAAGGCCGGAGCCAUGGGCGAGACCAAGAUCAUCUACCACCUGGACGGGCAGGAGACGCCGUACCUGGUGAAGCUGCCCCUGCCCGCCGAGCGCGUCACCUUGGCGGACUUUAAGGGCGUUCUGCAACGACCCAGCUAUAAGUUCUUCUUCAAGUCUAUGGACGACGAUUUCGGAGUGGUGAAGGAGGAGAUCUCGGACGACAAUGCCAAGCUGCCCUGCUUCAAUGGCCGGGUGGUGUCCUGGCUGGUGUCGGCUGAAGGCUCACACCCAGAACCAGCACCCUUCUGUGCUGACAGCCCGGCAGAACUGCCACCACCCAUGGAGCGCACAGGAGGCAUCGGCGACUCCCGGCCCCCAUCCUUCCACCCUCACGCUGGUGGGGGCAGCCAGGAGAACCUGGACAACGACACAGAGACUGACUCCUUGGUGUCUGCCCAGCGAGAGCGGCCACGCCGGAGGGACGGCCCGGAGCACACAACCCGGCUGAAUGGAACUGCCAAGGGGGAGCGGCGACGAGAGCCAGGGGGUUAUGACAGCUCCUCCACCCUGAUGAGCAGCGAGUUGGAGACCACCAGCUUCUUUGAUUCAGAUGAGGAUGAUUCCACCAGCAGCCUGGUGGGGAACGACUGUGGGCCCCACAGGUUCAGCAGCUCCACAGAGCAGAGCAGCGCCUCACGCCUGAUGAGAAGACACAAGCGGCGGCGGCGGAAGCAGAAGGUUUCCCGGAUUGAGCGGUCUUCGUCCUUCAGCAGCAUCACGGACUCCACCAUGUCACUCAACAUCAUCACCGUCACUCUCAACAUGGAAAAGUAUAACUUCUUGGGCAUCUCCAUUGUGGGCCAAAGCAAUGAGCGUGGUGAUGGAGGCAUCUACAUCGGCUCCAUCAUGAAGGGUGGGGCCGUGGCUGCUGAUGGACGCAUUGAGCCAGGAGACAUGCUGUUACAGGUAAACGAGAUCAACUUUGAGAACAUGAGUAAUGAUGACGCGGUCCGAGUACUUCGGGAAAUUGUGCACAAACCAGGGCCCAUCACCUUGACUGUAGCCAAGUGCUGGGACCCAAGUCCGCGUGGGUGCUUCACACUGCCCAGGAGUGAGCCCAUCCGGCCCAUUGACCCCGCGGCCUGGGUCUCCCACACUGCAGCCAUGACCGGCACCUUCCCUGCCUACGGCAUGAGCCCUUCCCUGAGCACCAUCACCUCCACCAGCUCCUCCAUCACCAGCUCCAUCCCUGACACAGAGCGCCUAGACGACUUCCACCUGUCCAUCCACAGUGACAUGGCUGCCAUAGUAAAAGCCAUGGCCUCCCCUGAAUCCGGGCUAGAGGUCCGUGACCGAAUGUGGCUCAAGAUUACCAUUCCCAACGCUUUCAUCGGCUCGGAUGUGGUGGACUGGCUGUACCACAACGUGGAAGGCUUCACUGACCGGCGAGAGGCCCGCAAGUAUGCCAGCAACCUGCUGAAAGCCGGCUUCAUCCGCCACACUGUCAACAAGAUCACCUUCUCCGAGCAGUGCUACUACAUCUUCGGCGACCUCUGUGGCAACAUGGCCAACCUCUCCCUCCACGAUCACGAUGGCUCCAGCGGCGCCUCCGACCAGGACACGCUGGCCCCUCUGCCGCACCCAGGGGCCGCUCCUUGGCCCAUGGCUUUCCCUUACCAGUACCCGCCGCCCCCACACCCCUACAAUCCGCACCCAGGCUUCCCAGAGCUGGGGUACAGCUAUGGCGGGGGCAGCGCCAGUAGUCAGCACAGUGAAGGCAGCCGGAGCAGUGGGUCCAAUCGUAGCGGCAGCGACCGGCGGAAGGAGAAGGACCCUAAGGCCGGGGACUCGAAGUCGGGCGGCAGUGGCAGCGAAUCGGACCACACGACCCGCAGCAGUCUGCGGGGGCCGCGGGAGCGGGCGCCCAGCGAGCGCUCGGGUCCUGCCGCCAGCGAGCAUAGCCACCGCAGCCACCACUCGCUGGCCAGCAGCCUGCGCAGCCAUCACACGCACCCAAGCUACGGCCCCCCUGGGGUGCCCCCUCUCUACGGGCCCCCCAUGUUGAUGAUGCCCCCACCGCCCGCGGCCAUGGGGCCCCCGGGAGCCCCUCCGGGCCGCGACCUGGCCUCUGUGCCCCCCGAACUGACCGCCAGCAGACAGUCCUUCCGCAUGGCCAUGGGAAACCCCAGUGAGUUCUUCGUGGAUGUGAUGUGAGCAGGGCCCCUCCCCCACUACCAUCCUACCCCGCCCCAGGCUGGCUGCGUUCCUCUCUCCGUCCGUCUUUUUUAUUUUGUCUGGUACCUGAAAGGGAAAUAAAUGGAACUAAAUCCAGGCGCGCUAACUGCUCGCUGGGUGCAGCGAGGGUGGGGUGCACCCACUGAUCAGCAAUGCAGCGCUUAACCUGCCACCGGCCCCAGCUUGUCCCUCUGCCCGCUAACUGCUGCGCAGGACUUCCCAGGAUCGUUCAUGUCCCCUGGGACUCAAAUGGCUAGUGCUGCUCCUUACCCUCCCCCAACCCCCCUCCACACACAUUUCAAGAAUUGACCCCAGAGGUGCCCUUGAAGACCUGCACACCCCUCUUCCCAGUUACUUUUCACCAUUUAGCAGCAUCAUCCCUCUAUUAAUCUUGCAUGCAUGCCAGUUUCUUGAUUUUUUCCCUUAAUACUAACACCAAAAAAGACUUGCUUCAUCUGCCCCUCCUCCUAACUGUCCCCACGUACUGCCUCAGCCCUGCACCCUAGAGCUGCAGUCCCCUCCAGUAACCAUCCAUACUAACCCUACCUGUGCUCAACCUUAGCAGAAGCCCAGAGGGCCCCCUCAGUUGCUUGAGCUGCUAGCAGAUCCCAGGGAGCAUCUCUGCUCUACACCCAAACCUACACCCACCCCAUGCCUGCUCCGUGUGCUGGUUCCUUCAGACCCCUAACCCUACUAAUCAGCAGGCUCAUCUCACCUCUGGGCUGAAACAUUUCUUUUCUUUUCUUUUUUCCUCUCCCAAUUUUUCCUGGGCCUGGAGCAGCCAAGAAUUUCGGGCUGUUUGACUUUCUGUGAGUCCCCAGCGAGAGGAGGCCCAGCCUCUGAGGAGACCAGGAACCUUGCUUCAGCAGCCCCUCAGGGCUUCCCAAGGAUAUUCAGCCCCCAUACCCACACUUCAACAAACACGUCAAGUCACUAGACUUCUGAGAAUCACCCCAGCCUCUCACCCACCUACGAGAGCCUCUGUUCCCCUUUCCCCAGAGAAUUCUCUGCUCUCUCAUUCCCUCUCUCCCUUUUUCUCCCUCUGUGUCUGCCUGUGUCUGUCUGUCUCUCUCUCACACACACAUGUGCCUAUGCAAGUUAACUUAAGCCUCAGGGCUGGUCCCUGACCAGAGGGCUGGACCCUCUCUCCCAGUCCUCUCCCAGGUUGUGGGGCUGGUCCCCUGACUUUUUUCUCUUCAUAGCCCUCACACCUCCCGCAUAUGUCCCCAUCAUCUUCCUAUCUGAAUAAAACCCAUAAGCUGGACUCAGCACAAGAUACCCCAGGCAACUAACAGAUUGUUCUCAUUCUGCCCUCCACACCCUUCUGUGUUUUCACAGUCAUCAUGAUAACUCAGAGCAAGGUUGGGCAGGAGGACUUCUGGGACUUCAGAUAGAGUGCCAAGUUUUGUGGGGUGGUUUUUUAUUUAUUUAUUUUUUUCUUAACCUUAUUCUCCCAUUUAAACAAAUCACAACUUUCUCUAUGAGCCUCUUCUAUAAAUUCUGGCUUACCUAGGCUUCCAUAUUUUUAGACCUGGGGUGUCAAGAGUAAGAUGAAGUCCUAAGCUCCCAAGUUUUGGUGUAAACCAGGGUAGGGGUAUUUUGGCAUUCAUUCAUUUAACAAAUAUUCCCGGGGUGGGGAGGGUGGGGCAGGGUUGGUGCAUAAGGGCUGUGUUAGAAGUGUAACUCAGUCAUGUCUUCCUUCUGGGAGCUCUAGGUUCGCUCCCAGCUCAGACCAUGGUUGCCUCUAGCCACUACUAUGGGGCUGCCUCCUGUACUUCUCUUCCUCCUCUGGUUCUGCCAUCUCUGACUCUCUUGAGGAUUCUUCCCUUAUUGCUCAUGCCUUCAGGGUCCCUGUAUUCCAUCAUUGGUCCACUUCUCUUUCCUCUCUAUUUGCUCCCAAAAUAGAAUCAUCCAUCCUGAUGUCAACUGCCAUUGAUAUGCUGGUGAUUCCCAAAUAUAUAUCUCAAGCCCUAACUGCCCUUUAUCUUUAGAUCUGUAUUUUUAUCACCCGCUGGAUAUCUCCUUGGACAUGUCCAGAUGGACUCAACUCUUUCUGUCCCUACUGCCAAGUAUGUUCCUCCUGAAUUCCAACCCUGGUUACAUUCAUCCCUCUUCAUAGGCUCACCAGCUAGAAACAUUUACGGGCUUAAAUUCCUUCCCAUAUUUUACUAGUCAGUAUAUCAUAUCCAUUCCACUCCAAGUUUUCUUGUUUUUGGCCCUUCUUCUCCCCUCUGCCUCUACUCUAGUUCACAGGAGCUUGGGAUUUGGAGUCAGGUUAUUCUGGGUUUGAAUCCCAACUCUACUACUUUUUGGUUGUGUGAUAAGAGAGUUAUUUAAUCUCUCUGAGCCUCAGUUUCCUCAUAUAUAAAAUGAUAAUAAUACCUACCUCACAGGGUUGUUGUGAGGAUUUAAAUUAGAUAUUGUACGAAAAGUGCCUAGCACAGUGCCUGGCACACAGUAGAAUAGGUGCUCAAUAAAUGGUAGCUAUUAUUAUUACUA